Salvia miltiorrhiza (redroot sage) is the source of this 692-nucleotide messenger RNA. RefSeq lists its product as uncharacterized. Lineage: Eukaryota; Viridiplantae; Streptophyta; Magnoliopsida; Lamiales; Lamiaceae. The record is from RefSeq and is a predicted model, not a curated record. The transcript is spliced from 5 exons. Gene Ontology annotation, biological process: proteolysis. Gene Ontology annotation, molecular function: cysteine-type peptidase activity. Bases 201 to 692 code for a protein of 163 amino acids.
CGUCAAUGAGGACAAAAUGUUUCCCUGAAAAGUUGGAGUUGCUGCUGUCCUACUUCUAGCUUGUACGUGGGGAAGCUGGUCAAUCAAUAACUUUGCAUGAUGAUGUGUUCGGUAGGAAAUAUAAGAUUUAUAUUUUCCUCAAGGAUAUCAAAGAAUUUUGUUUGCUAAAGCCAAUUUCAGACUGCUGUAUAAUUUCCUACAUGUGGUACCUUCACCAGAAGAUGAAAAAAGAAAACAUACUCACUAGAUUUCGAUUUGUAAAUCCAAAUUUGAUCUCAAAAUUUAACAACUUAACAGAAGACCAAAGAGCACGCGCUUUAGCCGAUAGAUUGAUCAGUGCAUCAAUAGAUCAACUCGUGUUGGCACCGUGUAAUAUAGGUUUUCACUGGAUUCUCACGGUCAUCCAACCCUACAACAAGAUUAUCUUUUUGCUAGAUCCUCUUUCUCACCGCAUUCGUGAUAGGGUUUGGCAAGACAUUGUGAAUACGGCCUUAUCGAUGUUUUGUGCAUCUAAAGGAGAGAAUGAGAAAAAGUCACCAACUUGGGUAGUCGUAAAGGCUCCUCUCCAGCCUGAUUCGAAGCAAUGUGGGUUCUACAUAAUGCAGUAUAUGAGAAAAAUCAUCGAAACUUGUAGAGAUCUUGGCUCAAGUUCGCUACAGAAAAUGGUAUUAAUAUGCAUUGUUAAAUACUAA